Ailuropoda melanoleuca (giant panda) is the source of this 1267-nucleotide messenger RNA. RefSeq names its product chromosome 9 C8orf33 homolog (gene C9H8orf33). Lineage: Eukaryota; Metazoa; Chordata; Mammalia; Carnivora; Ursidae. The transcript has 6 exons. The record is from RefSeq and is a predicted model, not a curated record. The coding region runs from base 200 to 802 and encodes 200 amino acids.
AGCAUUCCCUCGUCUAGCUCGUUGUCCUUGCAUCCAGAGCGGUGCCUGCAACGUAGCAAGCGCCGGCUCCUCCAGCGGCUCUCGGCGGCCGCAGCGCCGCCCGCGCCCAGCGGAACUCGGCGCCGGAGACGCGUUUCCGGAGGACGGAAUUCGGCGUCGGACCUCGGGCCUACGUAAUCUCCGGCGGCGACGGCGGCGCAUGGCGGCCCUAGGACAGCCUUCUCCGGAGAAAUCAGCGGCCGCAGGCCCAGAGCCCUCCACGUGCAGUGACACCGCCCCCGGGGUGCAUCCCGAGCGCCGUGGAGGCGCCGCAGCUUCCAAGAAGCAAAAGAAGAAGAAAACCCGGAAUGGGGCCUCCGUGGCGAAUGGAGGCGGGAAUGUCUCAGAAAAGCCGGCCUCAGAGGAAGCGCCCCUAAGCGCGGAGGCUCAGGCCGAGCAGCUGGCCCGGGAACUGGUGUGGUGCGUGGAACAGUUGGAGCUGGGCCUCAAGACGCAGAGACCCAGUCCGAAGCAGAGAGAGCAGGCUGUUGGGGCAAUCCGAACCCUGCGCAGCGAAAGAACCCCCCUGCCGCGGAAGAGGCAGCUGAUGCGCUCCUUGUUUGGGGACUACAGGGCUCAGAUGGAAGCCGAGCGGUGCGAGGCCCUUCGGGUUCUCAGAACUGCAGCUCGCACAGCCCAGGUGCAGCCUGUAGGUGAGGCCACCAGAAAGAAGAGCGGAAGGGUCUGCAGGCCUCGCCAGGCAGGGGUAGCCAAGGCCAUCGUGGACACUCCUGAUGAAGUGUUUAGGUUCAAUUUCUUUUAGCUUGUCCUCCAUCCUGGAACAGUUCCCCUGCCCAGGUAGUGCGGACUUGCGGAGCCUUUCCAGGACUGCUCUGUCGGACAGCUGUGGGGUUGGUCUGUCCAUGGCUGGUCAGUGGAUCUGGGGCCAUGGCUAUGGGACAGGUGUGACACCAACCUAUUGGGUACUGUCAGGUAAGCACAGGACCCAUUUGUAGGUUUUCAGAUGAAAUGUCCUUCCUCCAGAAGAAGGAGGUUUGUUUAGAAAAGCUUCUGCAAUAAUUUGAAGUGAGUGUUCAGCAAGUUGUAGAAAGAGUGUUUUACUCAAUCUUUAGGCUGAGAUUAAGCAGCUGUUUGUAGUAAGUUCUAGGGAGGAGGCUGUACAACGGUAUACUGGUGCUCACUUACAAAAGAAUGUCCUGUCAGAUGGUGUAGUGCUUUAUGUCAUAAUGUCACGUUGCACUAAUAAAACUAUUUUUGUAAAAAUGGA